Molecule: messenger RNA, 327 nt
Organism: Rotaria sordida
Lineage: Eukaryota; Metazoa; Rotifera; Eurotatoria; Philodinida; Philodinidae
Source: the annotation of a GenBank genome assembly
AUGAUAAUUACUGCUUUUAUUUGUUGGCUUAUAUUUGUUGAUAUGAUUUAUUGUCUUGAUGUAAUUGUUACACCUCCAUCAAUAGCAUGUACAAUAAAUACAAGACGUAUAUGUGAUCUUUAUAAUGAAAUAGCUCGUUUAAUAGUACUUGUAUUUAUACCAAUUCUUACACUUGAUAUAGAAAAAAAUCCAUUACGUUUAAGAAUAGAAAUACUUUCUGGUGAAGUAACAUUUCUGAUGACAACAUUUCAAAGUUCAUUAUCGUUUUAUAUUUAUGCAACGAUGGGUGGAACUCUUUUUCGACAAACUUUUAAAAAAUUGUUGUGA